Molecule: messenger RNA, 1817 nt
Organism: Tachysurus vachellii
Lineage: Eukaryota; Metazoa; Chordata; Actinopteri; Siluriformes; Bagridae
Gene: dhps
Product: deoxyhypusine synthase
Exons: 10
Coding region: 135-1214 (359 amino acids)
Biological process (GO): peptidyl-hypusine biosynthetic process
Cellular component (GO): cytoplasm
Molecular function (GO): deoxyhypusine synthase activity
Source: RefSeq, a predicted model, not a curated record
CGCGUUUCUCCAUUUUGUCCCCCUGCGGUUUCCGUAGACAGGAGAACACACGUGAAGUGCUGCAGCACGAUUAGGGUGAUGUAACUACUGCUUGCCAUGAAACUAAUACUUCAGCUACAACAACAGAAGUAAACAUGGCAAAUCAGAUCCUCUCUGUUGCACGAAAUGCUGUUCUGAGAGAAAGUGGUGCUCUCCCAGAGGACAUGCCACAGAUCAGGGGUUAUGAUUUUAAUCAGGGAGUAGACUACAAAGCUCUGCUGCAAUCCUUCUCCACCACGGGCUUCCAGGCUAGCAGUUUUGCUAUGGCUGUUCAGGAGAUCAAUAAGAUGAUCGACAAACGUCUGGAGCAGGUGGAGGAGCAGGAACAUACCUGUGACUCUCAGCAGAGUCAAUCAGGAUGUACCAUUUUCCUCGGUUACACUUCCAACCUCGUCAGCUGCGGGGUCCGUGAGAGCAUCCGCUACCUUGUUCAGCAUAAAAUGGUGGAUGUGAUCGUGACAACAGCAGGAGGCAUUGAGGAAGAUCUCAUAAAAUGUUUGGCUCCCACCUUUCUGGGUGAGUUUAGUCUUCCAGGCAAAGAGCUACGACAGAGAGGCAUCAACAGAAUUGGCAAUCUGCUGGUCCCUAAUGGCAACUACUGCAAGUUUGAGGACUGGCUGAUGCCCAUCCUGGACCAGAUGGUGCUGGAGCAGAAAACAGAGGGCAAAUGUUGGACUCCCUCCAAAAUGAUCCACAGACUAGGAAAAGAAAUCAACAACCCUGACUCUGUUUACUACUGGGCUUAUAAGAAUGACAUCCCUGUGUUUAGUCCCGCCAUCACUGACGGUUCAUUGGGUGAUAUGAUCUAUUUCCAUUCCUACAAGAACCCAGGACUGGUCUUGGACAUUGUGGAUGAUAUCCGAAGGUUGAACUGUAAAGCUGUGUUUGCCAAAAGCACAGGCAUGAUCAUUCUAGGUGGAGGCCUUGUGAAGCACCACAUCGCCAAUGCCAAUCUUAUGAGAAAUGGUGCAGACUUUGCCGUGUUCGUGAACACAGGGCAAGAAUUUGACGGCUCCGACUCAGGGGCCAGACCAGAUGAAGCUGUGUCUUGGGGGAAAAUCCGCAUGGAUGCCAAACCUGUCAAAGUCUAUGCAGAUGCCUCUUUAGUCUUUCCCCUGCUUGUGGCUGAAACGUUUGCACAUCAAGCCAGCAAACUGAUGUCGGAUAAAAAGUGACUGUCAACGCCUGCUAUUUUUUCCUGUGGUUUCUUGUUCUUUUUCACAUCAACUUCAUCUCCUGUUGGUUUUUAUUUUUUUAUUACUUUUUUAUUCUGGUAUGUUUUUGUCUGUUGUCCCGAACUCCACCUACUUCUUCUUUGCUGCCCAAUUAUUUUAUAAAUAUUGCAUAUGUAAUUUGGUUUAGAACAUCAAGAGGAUGUCAAGAACAUCAUUUUUUUUUAUUAUUUGUGUGUGUGUAAGUGUGUGUGUGUAAGUGUGGGAUAAUGGCUCCAUUUGUGUCAAACAUUCAGGUUUAUAGUUAAAAAACAUCUGUAAACAUUCAAUCCUCUGUGUCUUUAUCAUGGAUAAAUUCAUUACAGAUUUUAUGUAAUUUAAUACAUUGGUGUGAGGAGGUAAUGUAGUAAAAUAGGGAUUAAGAGUUGCAGUUUUCUUUAAACAUUUUUGAAACUUCUGCUGUCAGGUAUGUGGUUUCAAAACAUUAACCAGGUUGUGGCGUCAUGCUGAUAAUGGUGUUAUUAUGUGAAAGGGCUGGAAUGUAUCAAUGCAUCAAAAUAGAAACUAAUAAAAUUAGACUAUAUUACCAGGUCUAUUAAAUGGCAA